Molecule: messenger RNA, 2175 nt
Organism: Magallana angulata
Lineage: Eukaryota; Metazoa; Mollusca; Bivalvia; Ostreida; Ostreidae
Product: twisted gastrulation protein homolog 1-B-like
Exons: 5
Coding region: 169-981 (270 amino acids)
Biological process (GO): regulation of BMP signaling pathway
Source: RefSeq, a predicted model, not a curated record
GGCCAGCGCAGGUGGGAAAGUCUUUAGCGUGUACGGGAGAUAACUGCGUGCGCCUAAUCGGAAGUGGAAGGGAUACAGGUGCGGGACAUUUGUUGUUAGUGGAGCUACGAGGAGGGAUAUGUUUUACAUGCGUGUGUGAUGUAGAUUUUAAACGCCACAGAUCCCACGAUGAGGAAUAAAAUAUUCUUGGCCUGUGCAAUAGUGCUUGUGGUGUGUGUUUCGUGGGCCGUGUGUUGUGAUGAAGGCGUAUGUGUUAGUAUCGUCAGCAAAUGUCUUUUAAUCAAAUCAUGUGACUGUGAUAUGACCAGUCUAAAGAACUGUACGUGUUGUAAAGACUGUCAACUGUGCUUGUCCAAGUUAUACACGGAAUGCUGUUCCUGUGUCGGUUUGUGUCCAAAGCCAGAUCCAGAUGACGAUUUACAAGAUGGCAGCACGAUAGAGGACUUGCACGACCCUAUUCCAGAACUCUUUAAUGUGUUAACAGAACAAGAAGAUAUAGAAAAGAGAUGGACAACAUUCAUAUUGCCUGUGCACUUUGAUGUCCUCGCACACAAAUCUAAUCAUGGAAUUCUUGAUCUCUCCAAAGACAAGCGACAGGAAGUGACCAAGGACACAUAUGGGGCCGACCUUAACUGUACGGUGGCCUUCAUGUCACAGUGUUACUCCCUACGGAAAUGUAAAGAGUCGUGCAAGUCUAUGGGGGCCGCCCGCUACCGCUGGUUCCAUGAGCAGGGCUGCUGUCAGUGUAUCGGAGACACCUGCAUUAGCUACGGACUCAACAGUCCCAAAUGUUUGCAAUGUCCACCCCAAGAGGAUGAGGCAGAAAACCAACUGGAAGAAGUGAACAAGUUGAUUGAAAAUACUGUUGAUGAGGAAGAAGACCUUGAUGAAGAAUUUGAUGAAGAUGAAGAUGAGUUGGAUGAGGAGGAGGAGGAGGAAGAAGAGGACAGGGGAAUUAAUGAAUUGAAAACAGUUGGUUAAUGACCAGAAAUGAUAGUCAGACAUUUGAUAGGGGAAUAUGGGUGAUACAUCGAUCGUCAUAGAUAUUGGUUGUUAUUGAAGAGACAUAACAUGUCAAUUUUGACAGAACUUUGUUCAUUUUAUAGACUUAUUGAUUAUUUUUAUGUUAAACGAUGUUUUGUACAUGAUUUUUGUUAAUUUAUCACGAUAUAAAAUGUUUUUGUAACCUAUAUUAGAUGAAUACAGUAUUGCCUACAGUGAUGUUGAUUGUUCUUAGUCUUCUGUUAGUACAUACUGGUAUGUACUGAUGCUGAAUCAUGCUGAAAACAUGUCUUCUGUCAAUAUUUUUUCCAUGAAAUAUUCAGCUCUGUAGCUUUUUAAUCAUGUAAAAAAAAAAAAACACAGAGUUAUGGAAUUCAAUUGCGUUCUUAGUCGAGUCUGAAAAUUAAUUUGUUAAUCUCAUGAAUAAGUCAAUUAACUAUCCAAAAAAGUUUUUUUUAUAUAAUGUUAAAGUGAUACUUAAAAGUGAAAAUAUUUACAAUACAAGAGAAAUGAAAAUACAAGCAUGUUUUGUAUUUCAAAGCAAAGAAAAUAUUUGGUUGAUUAGGUUUAAGUGAAGCAGACCAAGCCAGAUGGCACAUUUUUUCUUUUGAAGAACCUUCAAUAAAGCGGCAAGCUAUUUUUUAAACAGUUCUUUGUUAAGAUAACUUGUGGAUUAUUCUUACACUUCCAGCAAGUUGACAUGUAAUAAUAACACACUUUUUCAAGAUAAAUGGGUAGGUUGUUUUGUUGGUAUUAAGUAUUUUAUGACUUUUAAAAGUCGCCAAGGCCAUUUACAGAUCUUAUACGUGUUAUGGGUUUUAUUAUUGUAUCAAUGCUCUUGUCAUUUUGAUAACUUUCAUUGAGUUCAAUUUACCAUUCUUCCGUUGUUUUAUUUAUACAUGAUUUUUUUAUUUAGUCAGUGAAACUACAAUCCUUCCCACCUUUUUAUGAAACAUUUAUUUAACCUCCGCCGGAACAGUUUUGUACAUGUUAUAAUGAUUUUUUUUACGUAUUAUAAGUGGAAUGUUCUUGGACUCAAUGGUCAUUCAUUAGGUUUAUUAUUUAACUAUUAUUUUGUAUUGACCAUUUGUCAGGGCAUUUCCUUCUUGUAAAAUGAUUGAUAGUGCUUAAAUUGGACCAAAGACCAAGUAAAUUUGCAAUAACAUUAAACAA